This is a messenger RNA of Linum trigynum, 249 nucleotides long. NCBI's taxonomy places the organism in Eukaryota, Viridiplantae, Streptophyta, Magnoliopsida, Malpighiales, Linaceae. The record is from the annotation of a GenBank genome assembly.
AUGGAUUGCAGCUGCAAUGGUUGUGUGGAUUUUUCGAAGGAGAAGUGGUGCAAGAGGAUGAGAGGGGUUGGGUUUUGCGGGGAAGGAUUUGGAGAAGACGCCAUUGAUGAAGCUCGAGCUUUGCUGAGGAAGCACGAUGGGAAUUGGGAGAUGAGGGUCGAGGAGAGAGAUGUCUUUGUGGUGGAAAGGGCGGCCGGUCUCUUCUGCUCGUUGUGGAAGUUGGAAGAAGUCGGCGGCGAUGAGGAAUGA